Molecule: messenger RNA, 1857 nt
Organism: Mytilus californianus (California mussel)
Lineage: Eukaryota; Metazoa; Mollusca; Bivalvia; Mytilida; Mytilidae
Product: monocarboxylate transporter 14-like
Exons: 4
Coding region: 36-1457 (473 amino acids)
Biological process (GO): transmembrane transport; monocarboxylic acid transport
Molecular function (GO): monocarboxylic acid transmembrane transporter activity
Source: RefSeq, a predicted model, not a curated record
UGUAGUAGACAACAUCGAAGUAAACAGACCAGAUAAUGAUUCCCAAAUGGUGGUGUCUGAUGAUUGUAUUUUCGGCCUUUAUGAUUCAAGUGAUAUCAUUUGGUACAGCGGGAGCCAUUGGAAUGUACAAUAUAGAAUUUAUAGAUUACUUCAACGUUGGAGCAGCUGAAGUCUCCUUGAUUGGUUCCAUUAACCUUGGUGUUUUCCUAGGAGCAGGUCCUUUGGUGAGUCUAAUGAUGAGGCAUAUGAGUUUCAGAAGAGUAGCUGUCAUUGGGAGUUUACUCAGUUCUAUUAGUUUGCUGUGUGUUCCAUUUUUAGAUAAUAUCAUCUAUUUGUAUAUAAUAUAUGGAAUCUUUACAGGUUUAGGAUUUGCUAUGGUAUACCUACCGUCAAGUGUGUUAGCAGGUCUGUAUUUCAAUGAACAUCGGAGUCUUGCUACUGGUAUCGCAACAAGUGGAUCUGGCAUAGGAGCCGUAACAUUUCCAUUAUUAGUACACAGUUUGAUCCAAUAUUAUGGCUGGAAGGGGUCAGUUUUCAUCCUUGCUGGACUCAGUUUACAAUGCAUUGUAUUUUCUGCUUUGUUAUUUCCACUGGCAGAAAAACCAGACAGGAAAGAACUGAAGUCAGUGUUGACAAACAGCAAUAUACAUGACAAACAAACAAAUAAUCCUGAUAUUGACCACAUGAGGAACAAUGGUAAAUGUGAGAAUUACAAUGUUCACACAUGUAUAUCAGAGAAUGACAAAUCAGUUCAGCAAAAUUGCAAAGUCACAAAAUUAAUGGAAAAUUCUGACACUGCAGCUGAAAAAAGUUUAAAUCAUUGCUAUGUUUUACGUGAUUUUUCUUUCUUUGUUUUCUUUCUUAAUAACAUACUUUGGAAUAUGGGAGUUGGAAUUUCUUGGAUUCUUGCUCCCGAGUACUUUGUAUCAAUGGGAUUGACCAAAGAAAAUGCAGCUACUAUUUUAACAUUUAAUGGAGUUGGUUGUUUCAUUGGUUGUAUAAUUGGUGGAGGACUUGGAAAUAUACAAAGCCUUAGUAGAUUGUCUAUGUAUAUAUCAUGGAAUAUUGCAGUGGGAAUAUUGUUAAUGUUCUUGCCGUUUAAAAUUUUUCAAUCAGUUGAAAUUUUGUCAUUGAUAAUGUUUUUAAAUGGACUUGGAUUUGGAGGAAUUUUAGGACUACUAGUCAUUUUUACAGUUGAUCUGCUAGGUGAAAAGGCUUUGGGUGAUGGUUUUGGAUAUUUGAUGUUCAGUAAUGGUGUAGGAUUUAUAAUUGGUCCACCGCUUGGAGGAGCAUUUAAAGACUCCCUUGGUACUUAUGAUCCCACAUUUUUCUUUGCUGGUACAUUGAUUGUUGUUGCUGGAUUAUUGAUGUUCAUCAUACCAAUAAGAGACAAGUUUGUUCUAAGACCAAAGAAAAAAAAAUUGACGAUAGAAGUAAUCUCAAUACAUAACAUAUGAUAAUGAUCUGAUUUGUCCAGUACCCUACUUAACUUGAUAUUUAUCCAGCUGUUCUGUGAACAUUUAUUAUUAUCUAUUUAAUGUCUUUAAUGUCUCGUAAGAUGAGGCUAGAAUUGAUAACAUUCAUCUAUUUCUCAUUUAAUUAUUUGAAUUUGUGCAUUUAUGAUUUUAAUUAUGUCCUUAUGAUCAUUUUUUUUAUUUAAAAUAGUUGGUAUCUUGAUCUCCAGGCACAGCUAGUGUUUGUCGUGCCUGCGACAUUUAUGUCGCAAAAGCGACACACAGCGAUCCUAGAUUCCGGCUUCGGCGGCGUCAACAUUUAGGUUCAGUCUGUGGCUGAAGUUAUUUUUAGACAUCAAUAACUUUGUCAUAUCUCCAUGGAAUUUUCGGAAAUUUGGACAGA